This is a messenger RNA of Taeniopygia guttata (zebra finch), 3542 nucleotides long. It is a transcript of the gene HJV, whose product is annotated as hemojuvelin BMP co-receptor. Gene Ontology annotation, molecular function: coreceptor activity. NCBI's taxonomy places the organism in Eukaryota, Metazoa, Chordata, Aves, Passeriformes, Estrildidae. Gene Ontology annotation, biological process: BMP signaling pathway. The record is from RefSeq and is a predicted model, not a curated record. Gene Ontology annotation, cellular component: plasma membrane.
UUUAUCUAUGGAAAGGAUGGGAUUUAUUUCUUUUAUUUAUGGAAAGGAUGGGAUUUAUUUCUUUUAUUUAUGGAAGGGAUGGGAUUUAUUUCCUUGCAAGCAUGGCAUGGAAGGAAGAGUGCAUCCUUUGGGAUUGACUGUGCACAUGGCCCAUCCUGGAAAGAAGAGGGAUCCACUCUUCCAGCUCUCUGGCAAAACUCUGAUUUCACCAAAUACUUCUUUUCCCACCCCAGUCCCAGCGCUGGGCUCAGGUGGGCACCAGGAUUUGCUCCCUGCAGGGCAGAGCCAGGUGUGGAAAACAGCAGGAACUUGGUUUAGGAGGCAGAAGGCUUUCCUGAAUGUGUCCCCAAAGGGAUUUUUGGGUGCUGGAAUGCUGAGGGACCAACUUCCCACCCCCGUCCUCCUCCAUGGCCUCUGGAAUGGACCUGAAAAAUCCCGGUUUGGACAUUCCUGAGAAUUCCUUCUCCUUGCAGGGAGCAGGGGUUGGUGCAGCUCCUUCCUGCACCUGUGUAAAUGGGAUUUUAGGAGUGCAGCCAGCGUGGUCAGGCAGUCAUUGAUCCCUGGGGACAUUGGCCACCAGCCCUGGGGACACUGGCCAUCGACCCCUGGGGACAUUGGCCAACUUUGGCCCGUGCCAUGUUUGCGCUCAGGACUUGGCUGUGCCCCAGGAGGGGAGGCUGUGAGACAAAUCGCUGGAAAAGUCCUCCCUGCCAGGGAACAUCCCAUUCCCUGGGGGACACAUCCCACAGGGAAAAGCUUUUCCACAGGGAUUCACUCCCAGCUGGUGCCAGCUGAGGUUUCCAAGGAGGAAAACUCAUGGAGCUCCAGGAAAGCUCCUAUGAAACCCCACAGUUCCCCAGGGUUUGGGGGCUCCCAACUCCUCCUGGAGCUGCUGUGCCCCACCUUUUCCAUGCUCUGGCUGUUGUUCCCGGCUGGAUCAGAGCCCAGCUAAAUUUAGAAGGAUCGAUUUCACCCCCCGCCUCUGCUCUGCCCCGCAGGGGAAAGGACAGAGCAAAGGUGGCCAGGGACGAGGAGCCACGGGGGGCUCCACUCCUUGGCCCCCGGAUUUUUGGGAGCCCAGAUUUUAUCCGGCUGCAGGACCAUGGAGGAGCCCAGAGGGGCUGGAAUUUUCCUGGCUCGUGCCAUGGGUCCCUCUGGCUGGCACUUGGGGCAGAGCUGGUGACAAGGACGCCCAUGUGGCCCGCAGGGAAGGAGCUCCCAGCGCUGGGAGCCAGAUCGUUUCCUCAGGAGGCUGAGACAGGGGAGCUGCCGAAUGAAGCCGGGAGCUGCUGGUGGGUGAGAGACCCCCCAGGCUCCACAUGGAUGGGAAUGGGCAGAGCUGCCCACAGCAGGAGCCCAGGGCAGCUGGAAAACUCCGGCCUCUUCCUCCGAGCUCUCCUGCUCCUCUUCCUCUGCCGGCAUGUCUCUUCCCAGUGCAAGAUCCUCCGUUGCAACUCGGACUACGUGGCGGCCACGCUGCACCUGCGCGGGCCCGAGCGCGGCGCCGCGUUCUGCACCGCGCUGCGCUCCUACUCGCUGUGCACCCGCCGCACCGCCCGCACCUGCCGCGGCGACCUGGCCUUCCACUCGGCCGUGCACGGCAUCGAGGACCUCAUGAUCCAGAACAACUGCUCCAAGGAAGGGCCCACGGCCCCGCCACGGCCGCGGCCCCCGGCCCCCAACCCGCACGGCUUCGAGUCGCUCGAUAUCUGCGACUACGAGCGGAGUUUCCUCUACAAGCACGGCCGCCCCCCCGGUUUCCAGCACUGCGCUGCCUUUGGGGAUCCCCACAUCCGAACCUUCCACGAUGACUUCCACACGUGCCGGGUGGAGGGCUCCUGGCCGCUCUUGGACAACGAUUACCUGUUUGUGCAAGCCACCAGUUCGCCGGUGGCCAAGGGGUCCAACGCAACGGUCACCAGCAAGCUGACCAUCAUAUUCAAGAACAUGAAGGAAUGCAUCGACCAGAAGGUCUACCAGGCCGAGCUGGACAAUGUCCCUGCAGCCUUCCAGGACGGCUCCAUCAACGGUGGCGCGCGGCCGGGCGGGAGCAGCUUGGCCAUUUGGGAGCGCAGCCCCGGCCGGCACGUGGAGAUCCGCGCCGACUACAUCGGCACCACCAUCGCCGUGCGCCAGGCCGGCCGCCAGCUCUCCUUCUCCAUCCGCGCUGCCGAGGAGGUGGCCCGGGCCUUCACGGAGGAGCAGGACCUGCAGCUCUGCGUGGGCGGUUGUCCCCGCAGCCAGCGCAUGUCCCGCAGCCCCCGCGGCCGCGGCCGCGUCCCCGCGGAGACGGCGCGGGCGCUCUGCCGGGAGAUGCUGCCCGUGGAGGAUGUCUACUUCCAGUCGUGCGUCUUCGACGUGGUCACCUCAGGGGACACCAACUUCACCAUGGCAGCGCACGGGGCGCUGGAGGAUGCCCGGCUCUUCCUGCCCGAUGCUGAGAAGCUCCACAUCUUCCAAGCUGGAGGGGGCUGCCCGCUCACCUCUCCAUCCCUCCUCUUCCUCCUCCCCUGUGGACUUUGGGCUGUUUUGUUGCACUUUUAACCCCUGCCUGCUCCACAGGGAACCCGUGAGAGCUGCUGGCUCCAAGCUGCAGCCAGGAGAGAUUCCUCACCUUGAGGAGGUGUCUCAGAGACCCGAGAGAGGGAAGAGAUGAACCCUUGGUUUGCACCCACUGGUCUCACACGGAUGGUGCAGCUGCUGCCAGCUCCUCUCCUGAAGAUCCAAAUUUUUCUGUUCCAUUCUGACAUGUUCCUUUUCUCCUAAGGAUGUGCCAUUGCAGUGCAUCAAAGAAAAAUAAACCCCCUGGGUUAGAAAGCCCCUCUGUCCCUCAGAGCCUUUCCAUAACUCACUUCCCACCUUUCCCCCGUGUUAAUCCAGCAGAAUUCCAUGCAGGAACCUUACAGAUCCAGAAACAACAGACUCAAAGCCCAGUUUUCAGCAGUUAAAAAAAGUGGCUUUUUUAUGGAUUUGGGACCCUUUCACCUAGCUGCUCCCAAAGCAAAGCAAGGCCACAGAUCAGUUUGGGGAGCGUUGUGACCAAGAGGGAGACUUUUGAGUAGAAAUCAGCUGGUUUUGUCCAUGUGCUCUUCUUCCAGGAUAAAUAACAAGUGGAUCUCCAGCAGUGGGAGCUGUAGAGCUUGAGACCUCCUAUAUCCCAGGCCACUGUUGCUAUUUUUCCUUGUUUUCUUGGCACCUGCUGUGGACUCGAUUUAGCCGGGUCUGGACUUGGGACCGGUGUCAGGUUUUAGGGAGGACAAAACACCCCUUGGGAAUUCUCUCCCUUGGGCCCAGAUUCUCUGUCACUGCUCAAAUCCAACCCAAACUGGAACUUUUGCUUGGAAAACAGAAUUCCUGAUGGCAAAGAGCCAGCUGGGCACACAGAGGGGCAGGGUAUUGCCCCGUGGAAGGUGCAGAACUGCAGAGGGGAGGGCAAAUUUCACAUAUUUCAGAGGAUUUCAGUAAAGCAGAUGGAGCUUUACAGGAGAAAUAGUUUCCUUAGGGAAGGAAGACUUUAUUUUUAAUAAAGCAUUAAAAACUUG